Molecule: messenger RNA, 1880 nt
Organism: Oncorhynchus kisutch (coho salmon)
Lineage: Eukaryota; Metazoa; Chordata; Actinopteri; Salmoniformes; Salmonidae
Exons: 6
Coding region: 33-1880 (615 amino acids)
Source: RefSeq, a predicted model, not a curated record
CCCCACAAGGUCCCAGGCUGAGCAAUCAGGCAAUGAUGGCCAAGGUUGAAAAGAACGCCAGAGAGGCCAUUGAGCCCAGAAGGGCUAGGGAGGCCAAUGCAGAGGCAAAAAAAACAAGCCGCCAAGUCAUUGGUGUGUUGGCGCUGCCUCCACCUCUUCUAUCUCCGACAACCAGUUACAGUGUCCUGCCAGCUAUCAAGAAGGGCACUAAAGUGACGAAGGUAGAGACAACAGAGCCACCCCUGACACCUGAGGAUGAGGUGAGAAUGAACUCCUCUCCAUCUGUUGAUGACCCCCUGACCCCAAAAACCCCAGAGACUGAUGUCACCUCCGAUGCCACUUCUCUGGCGGACCCACCCCGUGAGAUGACACCUGAGAAUGUAGAGGAGGCCUUCUCUCUGGAGGACUUCCUGAAGUCUCACCCUCAGCGGAAGCUCAUCAGGAAGUUCCUCAAACAAAAGACCUGGAGGACCUAUGUGGUCCUCCUGCCAGCGAUGGCUCUGCUCAGGAGCUACAGUCCAGAGUCAUCCCACUCCUCCUGCCGAGGGUCAGGGGUGCUGAAGAUCGUCUCAGAGAUGUUCCACUGGCGGAGCUCUGAGCCGAAGGGGAGGCUCUGGGGCGGGCAGCCCCCCACGUCCAAUUCUGAGACAGACAAGGAGCUUCAGGGUAUAGCAGACAUGGCUGUGAGUAACAUCCUGAGGAAUGCCCAGGACGACUUAUUCUCCUCUGGUGUGAAUGACCUGGAGACGAUCAAUCCAAACAUCACUCUGACCAAAGAGAGGCUCUCCAGCAUCUUCUCAGAGCUGUUCAGGGAUGCCUGUGAGAGUGCCCAGGAGGCUGCCAGACGGAUCCACCACAUGAGGUCUGGAAGAGGCAACAACAGCCGGAAUGGGAGUCGGCCUGGGUCGUCACAGGGAUCGAGCAGAUCCAACAUGCCAGAGUUGCCGUUAAACCUCUGUCACCUGGCAGAGUGUGUGGAUGCUCAGCCACUAUAUCUGGAACAUCCAAGUGUGUCCUGCUCCAACAGAAGUGGCCUGCACCCCAUUCCAGAGCAGGGCUGGAUGGAGGAGCAUAUUGGCUCAGCCCUAGGUCAGUUGUCCACCAUUGAGGCAGACAUGGGCGAGUUAGAAAACUUCACCAGACCUCUGCCACUGGAAAAUGGAGACGACAGCUCAUCCAACAUGUUGUCAGGGCCAUCCACUGCCUCAUAUCCAUCCACCUGCCUGUCUUCUCCAGAUGUGACCUCAGAGGGAAGGGCCCAAUACACCAUUAUGGCCCUGGAAACCCUCCAGGAGGGGGAAGACACCAGCUGGAGUCGCUCUGGGUCAUCACAGAGAUCAAGACGGUUCAACCUCUGUCAUCAGGCAGAGGAGCUGGAGAGGGUUUACCUCCAGAGAGACACACUCCACUCCAGGGUCAGUGUGGGAGAACUGGGGUCAGUGAGGUGGGCCAAGGGAAGGGAUGUCCAUAAAGCCCUCAGCGAGGGGUCCCUCCCUGUCUUUGCCCUGCUCAGGGAGAGGCCAGGGGAGAUUUGGCCGACAAGCACUUGGGACAUGGAGCACAACCAGCCUCCCAGCACUCCCACAUCCAGCAAGGAGGAUUUGUGGGACAGCGACUCCACCUGGUCUCAUGGGGUUGGGGAGGAGGAGGGGGCAGAGCCCCGUGUGAGGUUGGCAGCUAUGUCGGAGGGGGGCAGCUCCCAGAUCCUGACCUCCCAGACCUCCACCUCACUCUCCAAUCACGACAAGAGGGCACUAGAGGCCAUCUGCCAGGUCCUGACUGCCUGGAUGGAACAGAUGCUGAACCGGACCUGCAACGACAUUUACAGUGCCAGUGUCAUCAUCCAGAAAGGUCAAUUUAUAACCUGUUUACCAUUAUGA